Molecule: messenger RNA, 1347 nt
Organism: Saccharomycopsis crataegensis
Lineage: Eukaryota; Fungi; Ascomycota; Saccharomycetes; Ascoideales; Saccharomycopsidaceae
Product: Nsr1 protein
Exons: 1
Coding region: 1-1347 (448 amino acids)
Biological process (GO): positive regulation of mRNA splicing, via spliceosome
Cellular component (GO): spliceosomal complex
Molecular function (GO): RNA binding
Source: RefSeq, a predicted model, not a curated record
AUGGCUAAGAAAGUAUCAUCUAAAGAUUCUAAAGCUGUCAAGGCUAAGUCAGCUUCAAAAGCCUCGAAGUUAGCUAAGAAGGAAGAGGAAAGCAGCACUGCAUCUAGCUCUGAUGACUCUAGCUCUGAUAGCUCAGACAGCAGCAGCGAUUCUGACAGUGAUUCUGACAGUGAAUCUGAGGAAGAAAAGAAGGAAGAAAAGAAGGAAGAAUCAUCUGAUAGCUCCGACUCUGAUUCUAACUCCGACUCUGAUUCUAACUCCGACUCUGAUUCUGAUAGUGAAUCUGAGGAAGAAAAGAAGGAAGAAAAGAAGGAAGAAAAGAAGGAAGAAUCCUCUGAUAGCUCCGAUUCUGAUUCUGAUUCUGAUUCUGAUUCUGAUUCUGAUUCUGAUUCUGAUUCUGAUUCUGAAGAAAAGGAAGAAAAGAAGAAGGAAUCUUCAGAUUCCGACUCAGAUUCUGAUGAUGAAGAAGAAAAGAAGAAGGAAUCUUCCUCUGACUCCGACAGCGACAGUGAUUCUGACAGUAGUUCUGACAGCUCUGAUGAAGAAAAGGAAGAUGAAAAAUCUAAAAAACGUAAGGCUGAGGAAAGUGAAGAAGACUCAACCAAAAAGCAAAAGACUGAAGCCUCAGAACCAACUACUUUGUUUGUUGGUAGAUUGUCAUGGAAUAUUGAUGAUGCUUGGUUGAAGAGUGAAUUCGAAUCUAUUGGUGGUGUUAUUGCUGCUAGAGUCAUUAUGGAAAGAGAUACCAACAAGUCCCGUGGUUACGGUUACGUUGACUUUGAAAGCAAGGAGUACGCUCAAAAAGCCAUGGAUACUUUCCAAGGUAAGGAAAUUGAUGGCAGACCAAUAAAUUUGGAUUUCUCUACCUCAAAACCAUCUAGUGCCCCAAGAGUCAACGACAGAGCUAAGAAAUUUGGUGAUGUCAAGAGUGAGCCAUCUGACACUUUGUUCGUUGGUAACUUGUCUUUCAAGACCACAAAGGAAAGUUUGAUUGAAUCUUUUGGUGAAUAUGGUACCGUCAUUAGCGCUAGAAUCCCAACCAACCCAGAAACCGAACAACCAAAGGGUUUCGGUUAUGUUCAAUUUGGCAGUAUUGAUGAAGCUAAGUCUGCUUUGGAAACUUUGAAUGGUGAAUAUCUUGAUGGUAGACCAGUUAGAUUGGAUUACUCUGCCCCAAGACCUCCAAGAACUGGUGGAUUCGGUGGUGACAGAGGCGGAAGAGGUGGUAGAGGCGGCUUCGGUGGUAGAGGUGGUAGAGGUGGUAGAGAAAGAUCAACUGGUGCUAACAGCAUGCCAUUGAAGAAGAGAUCAUCUGAGUUCACUGGUACUAAAAAGACUUUCGAUUAG